Messenger RNA from Sorghum bicolor (sorghum), 1543 nucleotides. Its product is annotated as tetraspanin-3. The coding region runs from base 303 to 1187 and encodes 294 amino acids. Lineage: Eukaryota; Viridiplantae; Streptophyta; Magnoliopsida; Poales; Poaceae. Gene Ontology annotation, biological process: auxin-activated signaling pathway. The record is from RefSeq and is a predicted model, not a curated record. The transcript has 2 exons. Gene Ontology annotation, cellular component: plasmodesma; plasma membrane.
UGUGCUGCUUCAGCAUCUCCUCCUCCCGCUCCCGUGUCCCGUUACUCUGCCGCAGCGUGCUCCUCGACCUCGCUAAAAGCCAACUGGAGUAGUAGCCAACCGCCCUCCUCUCCCUUCCCUCCCUCACGCACAAAGCAGAGCAGGCAACGGCACAGCACAGCACAGCACAGGUAGAGAGAGAAAGAGGAGCGCAGAGCCAAAGAAGCAGAGCAACAGCAGCAGGUCGAGGAAGAAGAGAAGGGAAGAGGAAGAGGAGAGAAGGCCAGGAGGCAGCAGCAACCAAGAAGGGGGAAGAGAGCAAGAUGCUGCGCGGGGGCACGAGCGUGCUGGGGAUCAUCAACUUCAUCACCUUCCUGAUCUCGAUCCCGAUCCUAGGCGGCGGCAUCUGGCUAGCCUCGCGUGCCAACUCCACCGACUGCAUCCGCUUCCUGCAGUGGCCCAUCAUCGUCGUGGGUCUCGUCCUCAUGGUCAUCUCCCUCAUGGGCUUCGCCGGCGCCUGCUACCGCCAGACCUGGCUCCUCCGCCUCUACCUCUUCGCCAUGUUCUUCGUCGUCCUCGCCCUCCUCUUCUUCAUCGUCUUCGCCUUCGCCGUCACCGACCGCGGCGACGGACAGGUCGUCAUGAACCGCCGGUUCCCCGAGUACCAGCUCUCCGACUACAGCGGCUGGCUCCGCGACCGCGUCGCUGACCCGGAGUACUGGGCCACCAUCAGCGCUUGCCUCCGCGACGGCCACGCCUGCGCCGGCAUGAGGCGCCUCGCAAGGGACCCCAACACCGGCAUGCUCGUGCCGGAGACGCCUGCCAUGUUCUACGGCCGCAACCUCUCCCCGAUUCAGUCUGGAUGCUGCAAGCCACCGACAUCAUGUGCAUUCACCUAUAUGAACGAGACGUACUGGACACAAAACCCUGGUGUGCCGACUGUGAUGAAUGACCCUGACUGCAGCAGGUGGAGCAACGACCAGCAGAUGCUGUGCUUCCAGUGCGACUCAUGCAAGGCUGGCGUCCUAGCGGGCAUCAAGAAGAGCUGGCGCAAGGUGGCCAUCCUGAACAUCGUGGUGUUGAUCAUCCUUGUGAUUGUCUAUGUCGCGGGCUGUGCCGCAUUCCGCAAUGCCAAGAGGAUCGAGAAUGACGAGCCGAUCGGCAUGGCACGGAUGACCAAGUCCCAUCCUAGCAGGUUCCAGUUCUAGGCAGCUGCUGCUGCGGGUUUGGAAGCUUUUGCCUUGUACAAAUGAUCACAAUGGGUGGUGCUAAGGCUUAGGCUUUGUUAUAUCUUACUGAAAUGUGGAUUCUACUGCAUUUGGUGGUGAAAAGGGGAAGUUCAGUGUGGUUUGAGUUUGUGUUUGUGUUUGCUUUAGUGUUUAGGGUAGGCCUAUUAUGUUGUAGGGGUACAAUAUGAGAUCUGCAAAGAACAAGAGAAGUUAAAUCAUCUAGGAGCUGUUCUGUAUUGGAGAUUUUUAAAUUCUGGGGGAUAGUUGUAUGAUGGUGCCAGUCAUGAUGGAAUAUUUUCUGAAUAUCUCACUGUAUGGCAAUACUAGAGGUGUGA